CCCCCCGCGGCUGCUGAGCGUCUCUCUGUCCUCACGCGCUCAGUGAGGGUGAGGGUGCAGACAGGGAGCAGGUCCACCUCUGGGAUUUACUAUUCGCACUGAAGUGAACACCUGGACUACGAAGCUGUACACCUGUAUUGUUCCUUCUUUUUUUUUUUUUUACAGCUGUUUUGAUUUUGGUUUUAUUUCUGGGCUCGGGGAAACAAGCUGCCAACAUGUCUCGGGCUCCAGACGGUGUGAGCAAGCUCACUGAAAGCACGUACAAGAAUGUAAUGGAGCAGUUCAACCCAGGCCUGAGGAGCCUGGUCACCCUCGGGAAGAACUAUGAGAAAUCCGUCACAGCGAUGACUCUUUCCGGAAAGGUCUACUUUGAAGCAGUGUCAAAGAUCGGGGAGAAUGCCAUGGUGUCGCCAGUCUCCAGAGAACUUGGUGUUGUUCUCAUGGAGAUUGCAGAGACCCAAAGGAAGCUUCAUAAUGAACUUGACGAGAAUUUCAAGAGGUUUCACAAUGAGAUAAUCGUCGAGCUGGAGAAGAAAACAGAGAUGGAUGUGAAAUACAUGAAUGCCACCUUCAAGCGUUACCAGUCAGAGCACAAGCUGAAGCAGGACACUCUGGAGCGCUCUCAGACAGACCUGAAGAAGCUGAGGAGGAAAAGCCAGGGAAAGCACUCUUCCAAAUACACGAUCAGAGAGAACGAGUUUAUGGAGACCAUCUCGUCACGCCAGACGGACAUGCAGAAGUUCAUCGCUGAAGGCUGCAGAGAGGCCUUGCUGGAAGAAAAGAGACGCUUCUGUUUCCUGGCAGACAAACACUGCAUGUUCUCCUAUCAGAUCAGCAACUUCUACGAGAAAGCCAAAGAUAUACUGUCCACGAAGCUCCCCACCUGGCAGGAAAAGUGCAGCGACAUCACCAAGGUGCCGGACACGGUGGCGACCAUGAUUGAGGGGCUCUCCCCGACUCCAGUACAAUCGCCGCUGGUUGAACACAACAACAGGAACAAUGUGGAGUCAAUGGUUCCUCCUCCAGCACCACCGCUAAAGGCUCAAAUAAGUCCGCUCGCCAAUAUGUUCAACCCAGAGCCCAGAUCUUUGCUCACCUCCCCCUCAGACCACAACUCAGACCAGGGCAGUCUUGGGGGGGACAGUAUGCACCGGUCGGUGUCCAUGUCGUCUGGUCUCAACGUGGGCAGGAAACAGCGGGUCAGGACCAUCUUCCCUCACACGUCGGGCAACAACGACACACUCCUCAGCUUCGACGAGGGUGACAUGAUCACCGUGCUCCUUCACGAGGAGAAGGACGGCUGGCUGUAUGGAGAGCUGGAGAAGACAACGCAGCGGGGCUGGUUUCCCUCAUCUUACUGCAGACCCUGCACUGAGCCAGUGUUAUCAAAUAGCAAUCUGAGUACGCCAGUGCAUAGUCUGAGUGUGGCCAGUCUGCCAGAGGAAGAUCUGGUGUUGAUUCCACCACCAGACUACAGUGACGACCCCCCCAGCCCAGUGGUCCCCUCAACGCCCUCACCACAGAACACGGUGUCUUUAGUCAAUGGGACUGCGAAGGCUCCUUUUCUAGGGGGAGGGAAUCCAUUCGCCACGGUCCAGCUGAGGCCAACGGUAACAAACGACAGAUCGGCACCACACAUCUAACGUGGGGCAGGAGAAGUUUCACCACUGUCACGCCUUCAGGGGAAUCAUGGGAAACAUGGGACCCCUGCGACACAAUGAUUAUCACCCCAACCUGACAUCUCACCAGUCUGCAUGCUAGUCUCUCUCAGUACCAGUCUGCUCUAUUAAAGGGAACCAUUGUUUCUUGGCACAAGUGUGCUUUACUGUGCCAGUGUGUGUUUGACAUUAGCCACAGCAGUGAAACAUUACAUAAUCAACAUGUGGAUAUUCUGACAAACUUUGUAGUGCAAAGACAUAAUGUCAUAUACACUGAGUCUUAAAGGUUCAGUGUGUAGAAUUGAGUGACAUCUAGUGGUGAAGUUGCAUGUUGCAGCUGAAUACCCCUCACCUCACCCUCCCCUUCUGAACCUGUAGUAGCCUUCAGGUGUUUAGUUUGUCCAGUUUGGGCUCCUGUAAAAAACAUGGCGGCCUCCAUAGAGAGGACCCGCUCCUGAUGUAAAUAUAAAGUAUUUAAAUAUAACUUCAUUUUAGAGAAAACGUCACAAGGAUCAUUUUAUAUUUAAUUUCUGCCAAUAAAUCCCUUUCGCCUAAAUUGUACACACUGAACCUUUAAAGUAAUAAUUCAGCCCAAAAUGAAAAUGUUGGCCUGGUCUAAUACUUGUCACUUAAAGUUAUAAUAAUACUGAGUUACAUGAAUUUGCAGGUUGAAUACCUUUAAUAUGAGGAAGUAGGAAAGUUCAGUUUGCAUGAGCAGUAUAAUACAGUGAAGCUUUGAGAAGGUGUGACGACAGUCAAUUCUCAGCUUUUACAGACAGACAAAAUUAAAGCUCCUGUGCAAUACAUGUAAAUACAUUGAAUGUCUAUUAUGGCCAUAAAUACUGUCCCAAAUUUGUUUUCAAAGUACAGAAGUUUCAGAGUUGUCCUUAAAAAUCAUUUAAAAAAAGAAAAUCAUCAAAACAUUAUUUUCACCAAGCAGUUUCUAGAAAUGUUAUUGCAAAAGUUACAGAAAACCACCUCAAAUAUAAUAAUGGACGUGUGGAUUACUCCACAUGUACUUGACCUCAACAGUGUCAUGUGCUACUGAGGUAUAUUGUGAGUCAUAUAAAUAUCCAAGGACUGACCCAUGAAUAUGGAGAAUAAACCUACAUCUUCAUUUUGGGCUGAAAGAGAAGUGUCAUCAGGUGUUUUCAGGCUUGUAUGCACUGCAGUCAGUGCAGUGUUUUAAUACAGGACGAUGAACAGACCCAGAUCUAAAUGACAGUUGCCCGAUGCUAAUGAAAGAGACCAGCCCUUAGGCUGUCUUCCUGACUUGCAAAAAAAAAAAAGUACAAAUUGUUAUUUCUAUUUUUCUUAACUUUAUCUUUUGUCUUUCUUUGAGAUAUUCAGAAGUUGUGAGAAUGAAGGAAGAGUGGCUUGUUGGUCGUUUGAGUGAAGGCAAAACAGUGUCAGUUUAGAAGGCUAUUUAUAUACAGUAAGUUUAUAUUUAAAUAAAAUAUGUAAACAGAAGUUCAUUAGGUGUUUAAAGGGCCAUAAAGAUGCUUCUUUAAAUACGAUAGCGACUGGGCUCAUUAUGGCCUUGGAACCCUCACUGGUUUUGAUUUGACUGCUGGUAUGUGUUUUUUAUGGGUAAAAUGACCUUUUGAUGAAGGAAAUAUUUUCACUACUCACUGCUCCACUGUUUAAUGUAGAUUCUGUGAAUGAUGAACAGUUUAUACAAUAUAAAAAUGUAAAUUCAGUUAUUUGCAUUGUCUGUGAAUACAGUGUGUCAUUAAGUAUUAUGUUGUCUGUGAGGAAAGGGGCUUUUUGCCAUCUUAUUGCUUUGCAGGAUGUGAAUGUACGAAGAGGAACUGAUUGAUGAAACUGUUUAUUGACCCACUGGUGUGUUAGUGAACCCAUCACACUGACAUAGUUAAUGCCACAUGCUUUCUUCAGAGUACCUUACCACUGUGUCUACCCACUUAGUCUUUAUUCUCAGUAAAACAUGUUAAAGUAAAAGUCUGCACAAUAAAGGUUCAACUACAUAUUCUG
Messenger RNA from Paralichthys olivaceus (Japanese flounder), 3650 nucleotides. It is a transcript of the gene baiap2l1a, whose product is annotated as BAR/IMD domain containing adaptor protein 2 like 1a. Gene Ontology annotation, molecular function: protein binding. Lineage: Eukaryota; Metazoa; Chordata; Actinopteri; Pleuronectiformes; Paralichthyidae. The record is from RefSeq and is a predicted model, not a curated record. Gene Ontology annotation, biological process: actin crosslink formation; plasma membrane organization; actin filament bundle assembly. Gene Ontology annotation, cellular component: cytosol; nucleoplasm.